CCCAAAACAUGCACAUGUUUAUCUCGCUUCUUCCUCGAAAGCUCGCUGCAUUCUCUCUCUGACUCUCUCUCUCUAUAUAUAUACACACGCUCCACCGACGACGGUUACCGCAAUUCUUCGCCUGUGUUGUAUUCGAAAGUUUCUGUAUAUUCCAAAUUUCUGGUGCUUCUCGGGAGGUGAAGAUUCGUCGGAUGGGUCAGAAAGUUGAAGCGGAGAAGAAGGCUGCGGAUGGCGGAGAGUCGAAAACCAACGUCGUUUUGAAGCUGGACUUGCAUUGCGAAGGAUGUGCGAAGAAAGUUCGACGAGCCGUUGGCCAAUUCGAAGGUGUCGAGAAAGUGAAAGCCGAUUCUGAUAGCAACAAAUUGACCGUGAUCGGCGACGUGGACCCCACGUGGCUCCGGGAGAAAGUCGAGCAAAAGACCAAGAAGAAAGUGGACCUCGUUUCCCCUACCCCAAAGAACUCCGGCGCCGGCGCCAAGAAGCCGGAAGAGAAAUCAGACAAGAAGAGCAGCAACCAAGCAAAGAACAAAUCCGACGAUCACGACAAGAAACAACCGAAAGAGCCUGCGAAGAUCAUCAGUACAGCCGUGAUGAAGAUCAAACUGCACUGCGACGGAUGCGCGGACAAAAUAAAGCGAGUCAUAACCAAGAACAUCGAUGGAAUAACCUCUGUCACAACAGAUUUGCAGAAGGAUUUGGUUACAGUGACAGGGACGAUGAAUGUGAAGAACCUCACUUCAUAUCUCCAAGAAAAGCUCAAAAGAACUGUAGACACUCUUCCUCCCCCAUCCACCGCCCCCGUUAAAAAGGGCGGCGGCGGCGGCGGAGAGGAGGUGGCGAAAGUGGAAAAAGUCAGUAAAAUGGAGUACCAUAGCCUCAAUCCAGAGACUCAUUAUGCAGAGGUUCCUCAAAUGUACGGCAGUCAAUACUAUGGCGGCGUGCAGGCUUACCAUCAUCCUAAUUACGUUAACCAUGGUUACGGAAACCAUAAUUAUGGGUACGAAUACAGGCCGGGACCGCCGCCGCCGUACAUGAACAUAAAUGAUCAGAUGUUCAGCGACGAGAAUCCUAAUGGGUGCUCUGUGAUGUGACUGCAAAUGCAACUAAGGUAUUAAUUCAUUUUUAGUAUGUUCAAAUUUCAAGUGUAUAUAUAUAUAUAUAUUUAGAUAUAUUAGUAUUCAGAUCAGGUUAGGGGGUGAGUGAUUUCUUGUUACUUGUUACCUUUUUGAGUGCACAUUUAUGUCUUAAUUGUUUGAUUAAUUAAUGUAGGCAGUGGUUGUUUGACUUUGACUAUUUAA
Andrographis paniculata is the source of this 1298-nucleotide messenger RNA. Its product is annotated as heavy metal-associated isoprenylated plant protein 3-like. Gene Ontology annotation, molecular function: metal ion binding. The coding region runs from base 192 to 1091 and encodes 299 amino acids. Lineage: Eukaryota; Viridiplantae; Streptophyta; Magnoliopsida; Lamiales; Acanthaceae. The transcript has 5 exons. The record is from RefSeq and is a predicted model, not a curated record.